Messenger RNA from Dreissena polymorpha, 3815 nucleotides. Its product is annotated as pre-mRNA-processing factor 19-like. Gene Ontology annotation, molecular function: protein binding; ubiquitin protein ligase activity. Gene Ontology annotation, biological process: protein ubiquitination; DNA repair; mRNA splicing, via spliceosome. Gene Ontology annotation, cellular component: Prp19 complex; U2-type catalytic step 1 spliceosome; cytoplasm. The record is from RefSeq and is a predicted model, not a curated record. The transcript is spliced from 15 exons. Bases 63 to 1592 code for a protein of 509 amino acids. NCBI's taxonomy places the organism in Eukaryota, Metazoa, Mollusca, Bivalvia, Myida, Dreissenidae.
UAUUCGCCGACAAUAGCACACAGGACGAUAACGACAAGAAUUGAUCACGUGACUUAUUCAAAAUGGCGCUUUGCUGUGCGAUCAGUAACGAGGUUCCAGAGCACCCAGUGAUCAGCCCCAACUCUGGCCACAUUUUUGAGCGGCGUCUCAUUGAAAAAUACAUUAAGGAUCAUGGCCAAGACCCAGUCACUGGUGACAGUCUCUCGAUUGAGAUGCUUCUUGAGGUUAAAACCUCACCCCUUGUUAAGCCAAGACCACCGUCUUUUACCAGUAUUCCUGUGAUCUUGAAGGCAUUGCAAGAUGAAUGGGAUGCAGUAAUGUUGCACAGUUUUACACUAAGACAGCAACUGCAGACAGCUCGGCAAGAGCUCUCCCAUGCCCUGUACCAGCAUGACGCUGCUUGUCGUGUAAUCGCUAGGUUGACCAAGGAAGUCACUGCAGCCAGAGAAGCUCUGGCCACUCUGAAGCCACAGGCUGGUAUCACAGCUGGUAGCUAUGCGGCUCCUUCUGCACCCCAACCGGUGUAUGGCGCCGAGGCGGGUCCUGAGUCUGCUGAGCAGCCUAUGGAGCAGGCAGGCAUGUCUGAGGAAGUGUUGCAGAAGUUGCAAGAUAAGGCUACGCUGCUUACUGCUGAGAGAAAGAAGCGUGGUAAAACAGUCCCUGAAGGUCUGGCUGCCAGCGAUGACAUCCGCUCUUACAGACAGUUGGCCUCUCACACAGGUCUUCAUAGCGCCAGUGUGCCUGGUAUCCUAUCCCUAGACAUCUGCCUGCGGGACACGUCCAAGAUUGUCACCGGGGGCAACGACAAGAAUGCCGUUGUGUUCAACAAGGACACCCAGCAGGUCAUGGCUAUAUUGAAAGGUCACACAAAGAAGGUUACCAGUGUUAUAUACCAUCCAGAUGAGGAGCUAGUGAUUACUGCCUCUCCUGACGCAACAAUCCGUGUGUGGGGUGUGCAGACAGCCCAGUGCGCCCAGAUCAUCCGGGCUCAUGAGUCGCCCGUCACCGGUAUCAGCCUGCACGCCACAGGGGACUACCUGCUCAGCUCUUCUGUAGACAUGCACUGGGCUUUCUCUGACAUCAGAACUGGAACUGUCCUUUGUAAAGUGUCUGACACCUCCUCUCUUAAUGCCCUGACCUGCGCCCAGUUCCACCCGGACGGUCUGAUUUUUGGGACAGGCACUGAAGACUCAAUGAUCAAGGUCUGGGAUCUGAAGGAGAGAAUCAACGUGGCCAACUUCCCUGGCCAUCAGGGGCCCAUUACCAGCAUUGCUUUCUCUGAAAACGGUUACUUCCUUGCAACAUCUGCCGAGGACUCAGUCGUAAAACUGUGGGAUCUGCGAAAGUUGAAGAACUUCAAAACGAUCCAGCUGGAUGACAAAUAUGAGGUUCGGUCACUGGCCUUCGACCAGAGCGGUACAUACCUGGCGGUGGCUGGCAGUGAUGUGAGGAUCUACCUGUGCAAGCAGUGGCAGGAGCUGGCAGUGUUCAAUGACCACACGGCCAUGGCGACCGGGGUCAAGUUCGGACACAACUCCCAGUUCAUCGCCUCUGCCAGCAUGGACCGCUCCGUGAAAUUCUUUGGACCUUGAACCCAGGGAAUCAUGUACCCUGAACUGCAGAUGUUUUGCUAAGAAGAUCACACAAUCACAAUGCAUCGAUUUAUGCUGUUUUUUUGUCCUUUUUUCUGGUUUUUAUGACAUUGAAUUGGGAUCUGGAUGUAAUAUCCAUAAAAAAAAUUGCAUUUUGUUAUGUUUCUGCAUCAUUCUUUUAAUUUAUACUUUUCUUUAACCGUACAAUGUUACCAUAUAUUUCAACUUAUGUAUGCCAAAACUGGUAACUCGGGCAUACAUAGUAAACGUUUAUUGGUUUUUAGCUCACCUGAGCACAACGUGCUCAUGGUGAGCUUUUGUGAUUGCCUUUUGUCCGUUGUCCAUUGUCCGGCGUCAACAUUUGCCUGGUUAACUCUCUAGAGGGCACAUUUAUUGUCCAAUCUUCAUGAAAUUUGGUCAGAAGGUUGGUCUCAAUGUUAUCUUGGAUGAGUUCAAAAAUGGUUACGUUUGCUUGAAAAACAUGGCCACCAGGGGGCGUGGCAUUUUUCCUUAUAUGGCUAUAGUAAAACCUUGUUAACACUCUAGAGGCCUCACUUAUUGUCCAGUCGUCAUGAAAUUUGGUCAGAAGAUUGGUCUCAAUGAUAUCUUGGAAUCGUUUGAAAAUAAUUAUGUUUGCUUGAAAAACAUGGCUUCCAAGGGGCAGGGCAUUUUUCCUUAUAUGGCUAUAGUAAAAUCUUGUUAAUACUCUAGAGACCACAUUUACUGUCCGAUCUUCAUGAAACUCGGUCAGAAGAUUCAUCCCAAUAAUAUCCUUGACGAGUUUUAAAAUAAUGCCGGUUGGUUGAAAAACAUAGCCACCACGGGGGCCGGGGCAUUUUUCUUUAUAUGGCUAUAGUAAAACGUUGUUAACACUCUAGAGGCCACAUUUAUUUUCCGAUCUUCAUGAAACUUGGUCAGAAGAUUUGCCCCAAUAAUAUCUUGUUAUCUCUGGUGAGUGACUUUGGGCCUUUCAGGCCCUCUUGUUAUAAAGGAACUUGGUAGUUUACAUAAACUCUACAAAUAAUUAUUAAAAAAAAGUGAUAUGUUUCGGUUAUGUAGAUUCUAUUAUUUGGAAACAAAAAGGACCUUUUAUUAGAUUAUAUUCUAUUUCAUAUAGUUUAAUUUGUGUGUUGUAAAAAUCCACUAUUAACAUUUUUGACAAACUUUAAUGGUGACUCAGGGGUUUAUACUGCAACUAUAACAGUUAAAUAUUGCAAUACAAGUUUUGCACAUGCAUUACUUUUUUGAAAGAAAAUUCAUAUAAAAAGUGGACCCUGAUUGGCUAAUAUGACCCCUGUAUAUGAUUCUUGUAAACUAGUAUUGUGAUGCAUUGUGAAAUGUGUACAUCUUCAAUGGUUAUAAGCAUAUUGACAAUUAUGUAGACUUAUGUAAGUGAUAAGAGUUAUAAGACCGCUGAUGUCCAAAUUAUCCUGUACUUUGUGGGACAAUUAUGCGCAAUUUUGAAGUUGUGGAAUGUUUGUGUACGUCAGAAAGGAUUGUGUAUAGAAUUAAGUCAACCAAAAAAGAAACAUUUGUUAAGUAAAAAUUGUCAUGGUAAUGUAAGAGAUGUGCUCAACAACAACAAAAAAUGCAUGUGGUGAUUGUAAAAUCAUUCUAGUUUGCAGUUUAUCACAUUAGACUCGAAAGUCAAAUUGCCAACAAAGGGCACAAUAAAGUCAAAAUUAUUAAAAGGUUCAAACAGUAUUUAUAUUUGUUCUUGUCUUAUUAAAGUUUCUUUGUUGGUUGGUUGUUUUAUUUUAAAAAUGCAUUUUAAAUAUGUAUAAAACUUUGCACUUACUUUGUCUGUAUUAGAAAUAUUUAGAUAUGUGUUGAUUUACAUUUAGUUAUGAUAGAAUGAAUGCGUUAUUUCUGUUGCAUUUUGUCUUUUUUUUCCAUCUCUAAAUAGUAUUCAUCAGAUUUUUCUGUAUUUCAUCACAGUUCAUGAAAAUAUCAUACCAAGCAAUUACACCAAAUUGUUGGCUACCAUAUUCCUUAUAAUAGCUACUUGGUUACUCAGCAACUCAAUAUUCUUUUUGCUUUCCUAUAAAUUAGUCUGUUUUUUUUUUGACAAUGUUAUUUGUAUUAUGUCAUGCAAGUUGAUUACAAGAUUGUUGACAAAACGUUCCAACUGCCGGUCUUGUUUAUUAAUUCAUUUUUAUGUUGCAAUGUCCUCGCCAUUUAAUAAAUGAUUUGCAAGAAUGGUAAUAAAAGUCGAGUUAUCAA